Lotus japonicus is the source of this 1462-nucleotide messenger RNA. Its product is annotated as PKS-NRPS hybrid synthetase cheA-like. Lineage: Eukaryota; Viridiplantae; Streptophyta; Magnoliopsida; Fabales; Fabaceae. Gene Ontology annotation, biological process: regulation of DNA-templated transcription. The record is from RefSeq and is a predicted model, not a curated record. Bases 13 to 1365 code for a protein of 450 amino acids. The transcript is spliced from 3 exons.
AUUGUAGUGAUUAUGGAUUGCACAUACAAGACAAACAAAUAUGCAAUUCCCUUGCUUGAGAUUGUUGGACUGACUUCCACAGAUAAGACAUACUCCAUAGCCUUUUGCUACAUUGUUAAUGAGGGCACAGAUGACUACGUUUGGGCACUGGAGUGUAUGAAGUCUCUAUUAGCUGAUCAAGCCAUGUUGCCUAAGGUGAUUGUUACUGACAGGGAUCUUGCCUUAUUGAGUGCUGCUAAGCAAAGCCUUCCUAACACUACACAUUUAUUAUGCUUGUGGCACAUCAACAAGUGUGUUUUGGCAAAGUGCAAACUCUAUGUUGGCACAGAUGAUUUUGCUGAGUUGGUUAUGAUGAAGUGGGCAGAGGUGGUGGAUGCUGCAACAGUUGAAGAAUUUGAAGUGAAAUGGAUGCAAUUGUUUAAUAUGUGCAAGGCAAAAUACAGCAACUUUACCUCCUAUUGUUCUACUACAUGGUUGGUUCACAAGGAGAAAUUCGCCAAGGCAUGGACAAAUCAUGUGAUGCACUUUGGAACAACAACAAGUAACAGGGCUGAGGGUGCACAUGCCAGUUUGAAUAAGAUGUUACGGGAUUGCAAGGGUGACCUGGCCACUUCAUGGGAUGCGUCGCAUAGUUUGACAUGUAAUCGACAUACUGAAAUAUUAGCAUCGUUUGAGCGCAGUAUUCACAGAAUUGAUCACAUUUUCAUGUUCCCAUUUUACACAAAUAUUAGAGGAUUUGUGUCAAACAAAUGCCUGCAGCUCAUCGACGAUGAACAUAUAAGAAUGAAGUCCUACGGCAGAUGCGAUUGCUUGUUGAGAGAGACUCAUGGACUACCUUGCGGUUGUGAACUUGCAGGUUAUGAAAGAAUUCCAUAUGAGUCAAUUCAUCCAUUCUGGAAGAGACUGAGUUGGGAGCAUGUACCUGAACCUGUUGCAGAUACUACCAGCAACCAUAUUUGCGGCAUGAACCAUGGAGAUAUGCAACCAGAAGUUGAGGCAUUGACACAUUAUUUCAGUUCUUUGGAUACUGGAGGGCAGAGUAUGGUAAGGAGGAAGCUUCAAGCGAUCUAUUGUCCUGAAAGCAGUUCACUUUGUACUCCUGCGGUUAAGAUAAGGUCCAAGCGCACUCUUAAGGCGAAUGAGAAAAUACCACCUAAGAAUAAAGCAAUAGGAUCCUUGACUCGUGAUCUUUCAGGUUUUGAACAUGUUGAUAGGGAGAUCAGAGAGGCAAAGAAGGUUUCACAACCACCAAAGAAGAAGAAGCGUGUGAAGAAGUCUGAUACAAGCUAUUUCAUGGGUCAUUUUCCAGCCUUUUUCGUGUUGCUUCUGAAUAAUUUCGUGUACCCUUUAAACUGUUUGCCAUGAAUUAUUUAUGUUACUUAUCCUGCCUUUGAUUAUUUACGGUGUAGUUAUACGGGUUUUUUUCAAUACAAGAGUCGGCAUAUAAUGAGUGAAAAUAGAA